Penicillium soppii is the source of this 855-nucleotide messenger RNA. RefSeq names its product SDR family NAD(P)-dependent oxidoreductase. The record is from RefSeq and is a predicted model, not a curated record. Bases 1 to 855 code for a protein of 284 amino acids. The transcript has 4 exons. NCBI's taxonomy places the organism in Eukaryota, Fungi, Ascomycota, Eurotiomycetes, Eurotiales, Aspergillaceae.
AUGUCUACCGAAAUACUCUUCAAAGUGGACGGCCUGGUGGCCUUAAUCACAGGCGGAGGCUCUGGAAUCGGAUUGAUGAUAGCCAAGGCUCUGGCUAACAACGGAGCCUCCAAAGUCUAUAUCGCAGGCCGUCGGUACGAAGUCUUGGAAGAAGCCGCGAAGUCCAUUGGCUCAAAUGUCAUCCCGCUGCAAUGCGACGUCACAUCCCAGAAGCAACUGCAGGAAGCAGCUGCUGUGGUCGAAAAGGAAGUUGGAUAUCUCAACCUUCUAGUUUGUAAUUCGGGCAUUGGCGGCCCUCAGGUUAAGCCAAUUACUCCGGAGACGACACUCGAAGAGUGGGUGGCUGAGAACUUAAAGCAUGACUACAGCUCGUACUUGGAGACACUUUCGGUCAACUCUGCAUCUGUCUGGUAUACUGCUAUGAGUUUCUUGAGUCUUCUGGACCGCGGCAAUAAGAAGGGAAAUGUCGAGCAGACCUCCCAGGUUAUUGUCACCAGCUCUAUUGCCUCUUUCAAUAAGAAGGCGCCUGGUGGAUGGGCCUAUGGCCAGUCCAAGGCUGCUGCAACGCACGCUGCGAAACAGUUAGCUGUGGCUCUGCCGCAGUGGAAUAUUCGUGCCAAUUGUGUUGCGCCGGGAUUAUUUCCAAGUGAAAUGUCUGCCCCCUUGCUCGCAAACAUGAAGGAAGGUGAAGCCAAUGACCUGCCAGCCGAGAUGAUUCCUCUGAAAAGGGUUGGCGAUGAGAAGGAAAUGAUGGGAACGUUCUUGUAUCUCGCAUCUCGUGCGGGUGGGUAUACUAACGGGGCCGUGAUCGUUGUUGAUGGUGGUAGACUGGGAAACUUCCCAUCAACCUUUUGA